Molecule: messenger RNA, 1203 nt
Organism: Corylus avellana
Lineage: Eukaryota; Viridiplantae; Streptophyta; Magnoliopsida; Fagales; Betulaceae
Product: F-box/kelch-repeat protein At3g06240-like
Molecular function (GO): protein binding
Source: RefSeq, a predicted model, not a curated record
AUGUCAACCUAUUUUCCUGAAGAAAUUGUGCUGAAUAUUCUCACCCUCCUGCCUCCAAAAACCCUACUCCGAUUCAGGUGCGUUAGCCGAAGCUGGUGUACUCUCAUCGGAAAUCCUGAUUUCUUUACCCAAAACAUCCUUAACCGAUCCAUUCUCCGAUUCUCCGAUCGUCCUUCUCCUCUCCUUCUCGCCCAAGCCAAUGGAGGAUCAUACGGUUAUUUCAAGAAGGAUUUUUACUUCCUCUCUGACCAGACCCUGGAGUGCCAAUCUCAAAUUAUUCUCAAUGGAGGAAUACUUUUCUUUCGAUUUACGCUUGUGGCGUCCUGUAAUGGUUUACUCUGUCUUUCCGACUACACUCUCAACACAAUCUAUCUGUGGAACCCCGCUACGUCAGACACUCCCAAGUCUCUCCCGCUCCACCCGCGCCGGCAGGUUGGGUUACAGCGAGACACCGUCGGAUUCGGUUUCGACCGGAGAUCCAACGACUUCAAGGUGCUGACGAUUAGUCAUGUUCGUAGCUGUCGCAACACUUGUUUCUUCUUCAAUCAUCCAGUUCACUUCCAACCGGAAGUAUUUAGCCUGAGCACCGGGACGUGGAGACUGCUUGACCUACGCGUGCCGUUUGAGCAAACUCACCUCCGGCGGCACUUUCAGCCAUUUCUAAACUUUCCCACCACUGCGGCGGAUGGGAUUUUUUUCUGGUGGGAGGUGGCGGAUCGAAGCUCUUAUAAUCAUAAAUAUAAGGAGAAAAUUGUUUCCUUCGACUUCAACCACGAGUUGUUCCGAACAACGCCACUCCCGGACGGUGCAGAUUUCAGAUAUUACUCCUGCGUUAAUUUCACGGUGCUAAAUGGGUCCGUCACCAUUAUGGGUUUCCCGUUUGAGAUGAUGACAAGCAGAAGCAGCAGCGGAUUGGUGAUAUGGGUUUUGUUUGAAUUUGGUGUGAAGGAGUCGUGGACUAAACUCAUGAAUCUUCGGCUUUCAAUAGAAAAUCCGGGAAGGCCAUUGGGUUUGUGGAAAAACAGAGAGUUGAUUAUACAGAAUGCGAAGGGGCAGCUGAUUUUGUACGAUCUUUUAACCCACUCAAAGAAGGAAGUUGUUUCAACUCAUCGGAACAGCCUACCAUUACCGGUUUUUCCUUUACAAGCUUUGCCCUUCAGGUGUUCGAACUCUAUGAGGCGGGGAAGGAUUGAGUUGGAGUGA